Molecule: messenger RNA, 2973 nt
Organism: Phymastichus coffea
Lineage: Eukaryota; Metazoa; Arthropoda; Insecta; Hymenoptera; Eulophidae
Product: spermine oxidase
Exons: 10
Coding region: 215-1660 (481 amino acids)
Molecular function (GO): polyamine oxidase activity
Source: RefSeq, a predicted model, not a curated record
UGUGCACAGUAACAUGUAUCGCUCAUGUCAUGACCGGGCUUCCGUAGAUUCAGUCGCGCUGUAUGCAUGAGGAGUAGUUAUAUGGUUUCUAGUUCUAGACGGCCUUUAUACUCUAUUUAUUUUAGUAAUAGAUUCAAAUUGAAGCUGAAAACGCUCAGAGAAAUUGUUAGUUAAGAAAAUAUUUAAAUUAAAAGUAUAAUUUUUCUUUAUAAGAAUGGUUACUAAACCAAAAGUAAUAAUUAUUGGAGCUGGUGCAGCAGGAAUAGCUGCUGCUUCACGUCUAAUAGAAAAAGGUCUAAAUAAUGUAUUGAUUCUUGAAGCAAAAAAUCGAAUCGGAGGAAGAAUACAUACAGUAAAAUUUUCUGAAAAUAUUCUUGAAUUAGGAGCUCAAUGGUGUCAUGGAGAAGAAAAUAAUAUUAUUUACAGCCUUGCUUCACCUCACAAUUUAUUAGAAUCUUCUAGCAACAUUAACAAUCCAUCAAAACAUAUUUUUGUUAAUUCAUUGGGUGAAGUUCUUUCAGAACAAGAAUCAGUUGAAAUCAUAAGAAUUUAUAAUAAGAUUGCAGAUAUGGCAAAGGAAAUUGAUUAUAAACCAGGGACUUCUUAUGGCGAUUAUUUUACACAAGAAUUUUACAAAGAAAUUUAUAAUAAUCCAUUAAUAACCAAAGGAAAAGAAGAGGAGAUUCUAAAUUUUUUGCAUAAUUAUGAAAAUUCUAUUGAAUGUAGUGAUACUUGGUAUAAUAUUUCAGCUAUAAGAUUGAAGGAUUAUUGGCAAUGUAAAGGAGAUUCUCUUUUAAAUUGGAAGACAAAUGGAUACUCAAAAAUAUUUGAUUUAUUAACUCGAAAUUAUCCAGAUGGAAAUAAGCCCCUUCCUGUUUAUGAAAAAAUUUUGUUUAAUAAGGAAGUUUCGCUUAUUGAUUAUUCUAAAGAGAAUAAUAUAAAAGUAGUUACAACCGAUAAUUCAGUAUUUGAAGUGUCUAACGUAAUUUUUACACCAUCAUUGGGUGUAUUAAAGGAACAGUAUUCAACGUUAUUUAAACCUGCUCUAUCUAAAUUAAAAAUUGACGCUAUCAAGGGUUUGAGUAUUGGUGUAACAAAUAAAUUUUUUUUGGAAUUCUCACAUCAAUGGUGGCCAAAAAAUGCUGGAGCUUUAUGCCUCAUGUGGACAGAAAAACAAAAAUUGAAUUUUUUAAAAAAAUAUGGCAAUGAUAAAUCUUGGCUAUGUGAUCUAUUUCUAUUUUUCACCGUUGACUAUCAACCACGAAUUUUAUCUGGAUGGAUUGUUGGUCCAAGCUCAAGAUAUGCAGAAACGUUAUCAGAUGAAAAAGUUUUAAAUGAAUUUUAUUUAAUAUUACAAAUAUUUCUGGGUCAUAUUUAUGAUAUUCCCAAACCAAUAUCUAUUGUGAGAUCAAAAUGGUAUAGUGACAAACAUGUCAGAGGUUCGUAUAGUUAUCGCAGUUUAGAAACUGAAAAAUUAGGAAUUGAUAGUAAUUCUUUAUCCAAGCCAAUAGAAGCCAGCAAUAAUAAUCCGAUUGUUUUAUUUGCUGGGGAGGCUACUCAUGAACAUUUUUAUUCAACAGUACAUGGAGCCAUUGAAACUGGAUUUCGAGAAGCUGAUAGAAUUAUUGAAUAUUAUAGAUGUUUAAAAUCUCACUUGUAAACAGAAAUGAGUAACAAGAAAAUUUUUUAUUAGAUAUCCGAUUAGAAAUAGCAGUUAUGUUGUAUAAUAUAACUGAAUUUAUUAUCUGACAUUUUGAAAUUGCACUUUCGGCUCUUGGUUCCGGCUUUCAUACGGGAACAUAUUGUAAUUUGCUGAUAUGAAAAGGCUUUUUGAUGAAACUCGUUCCAGCAUUCGCUUCUGAUUCGUGCCGUAAACUUCUAGUUUCCUUAAAAAAGCCUUUACGCACCCGUUAGGAAAUGUACUAUUUUUUUGAAUGGAAUUUGAGUAAUACAACGAUAGUAAUAGGUUGAGAAUUUCUGUUGACAGAGUGGUUUCUGUAAUCGUUCAUGGUUCAAAAUUUGCAUUUAUCAACAAAACGUAAAAAUAAUUUUAUUUAAAUAUUUUUACUUUUGGCAAUUUUGAAAAGUAUCUAAAAGUUUUAAAUAUUUUGUUGAAGUUAAUGUGUUUAUGCAGUUUGAUUGUGUUAAAUACUUGUUAAAAGUGAAAAGUAUUAAUUCUUAAGAAAAACUAUAUCAGGAUGCAGAUUUAGAAAAUAAUAAAAACCAUCAAAGUGUAUGUGAAAAUAUCUAUAAGUUUAUAAACAAAGUUUUCUAACAAAAUAUACGCUAAAAAGUAUAAUACAUUACCCUACUAGUGCGGGAAAAUAGAUUAUUGUCUCGUGUGAUGUUUAUGCCCGAGCAAAGCGAAGGUGGAAUGGCACACGAGAUGAGAAUCUCUCCCAAAUAUAUUAGGUAUAUACUAUUUUCUUACAUUCUAGUUAUGAUAACAUCAUCUCCAUUUUAUUUGCCAAGAUCUGGACAAGGGAACGUUUGGUUAAUUUUCACUGACAAAAUUAUACCGCUGUAGAAGACUUUCAUGGUUUGUUUAAAAUUAUUUUUGGAAUAUGUGACAUUUUUCAAUCGAUCUAAAGUCCGAUCUAGUCAUUCAUUAGGUCUGCUUUAUUCGGUGAUAUAGAUAAGUGUAAUGCGGAAAAGCAUUUUGUUGAUUUAAAAGUGAAAAUUGACAAUGUUUAUAAAGCUUUAUUAAAUAAAGAAGAAUACGAUGUUUUUACUAAUUCUGAUUUAAGGUAAAAAGAAUGACUUACCUACAAUAUUAUAGAAAACUUUAAUAUUUUUAUUAUUGGUUUAGUCCAUUGUCCAUAUACUUCAUUGUCCAUACAAACACACAGCUGACUAUUUUUUAACAUCAUAACCAUAUAAGACUUGAAAAUCUUCGAUAUCUAUUUUUGUACCACAGCUAACAAUUAAAUUCAAAUUACAGAAAUAACAUUUUUGAAUAUCUGUCAACUAUUA